CGGCACGGAAUAGGCUGUGAAUGCAAUGAAUGCUUUGUGUUUCACUCAUUAAACACGUGUUUUAUUUGUUCACUAUUUUGAUGAUCGAGUCGAGCAUUGAGUUCAUUUGAUUUGCCAUUCAAUCCAAGCAUUCAUUGUUUGUCAUUAACUCCACACUCAUUGACGGCUUAAUCGACACGAGCAUCGGAUCCCAGAAAAUGUCUGAUUUGUUGGUCAAUGAAGUCGAUAUGAGUGAGAGUCCGGCCCAUCAGACGUCGGCCGCGAACGCGAUUACCAUCGAAGACGACGAGGUGAUUGAGGUGAUGGCCAGCCCUUCGAUCCCUUCCCACAACCACAUCGACAAGAAGCCGGCGCUGAACUCGUUGGCCGCGUCGAGCCAUUCCUCGAAGUCGGGGCCACUGCUGUGCGACAAAUGCAAGACCGAGGCUGUGAUGAACGGCGUGACCACCGAAGAGAUGACAUCCAAAGACUACUACUUCGACUCAUACGCCCACUACGGCAUACACGAGGAGAUGCUGAAGGAUGAGGUCCGCACCCUUACCUAUAGGAAUGCCAUGAUUCACAACAAACACCUCUUCAAGAAUAAGGUGGUGCUCGACAUCGGCUGCGGCACCGGUAUUCUCAGUAUGUUUGCCGCUAAGACGGGCGCCGCUCAUGUCAUCGGG
Molecule: messenger RNA, 665 nt
Organism: Oppiella nova
Lineage: Eukaryota; Metazoa; Arthropoda; Arachnida; Sarcoptiformes; Oppiidae
Source: the annotation of a GenBank genome assembly